AUGUUCAAUCUCGACAACAAGUACCAGGGGACAUGUUCAAUCUCGACAACAAGUACCUACCAGGGAACAUGUUCAAUCUCUCCUCCUGCCUGCAACAAUAUAUUCCGUCCCCUCUUCUCCCUCCCUCUUGUUCUCCCUUCAGCCUCACAGGCAGCGGCCGCUGACUCUGCUCCAGCUGACUCCAGCAAGGGUUGGGGUGCAAACGAGGAGACAUCGGAAGAGGGUGAAGCGGAGGGGAAGGUGGAGAGUGAUGCCAGUGGUCGGUGCUCCCUGUGCCUUGCUGCUCGCUCCCACCCCACCUGCUGCCCCUGCGGUCACAUCUUCUGCUGGUAUGCCUGUUGCUCUAUUCCUUUUCUUCCACCUUCCCAACUUGUUUCCACUCUUCCCUCCACCACCCCACCUGCUGCCCCUGCGGUCACAUCUUCUGCUGGUAUGCCUGUUGCUCUAUUCCUUUUCUUCCACCUUCCCAUCUUGUUUUCCACUCUUCCCUCCACCACCCCACCUGCUGUCCCCGCGGCCACAUCUUCUGCUGGUAUGCCUGUUGCUCUACUCCCCACCCACCCGGCUUGCUGCCCUAAUGGCCAUCCCUCCCUUCUGCUAGUACAACGAAUGCUCAUCAUCCAGAGUGGUGCAACGAGAAGCCCGAGUGCCCUCUCCUCCACCCUCCCUUUCCUCGCCCUCGUCUCAUGA
Messenger RNA from Closterium sp. Naga37s-1, 690 nucleotides. The record is from the annotation of a GenBank genome assembly. NCBI's taxonomy places the organism in Eukaryota, Viridiplantae, Streptophyta, Zygnematophyceae, Desmidiales, Closteriaceae.